This is a messenger RNA of Cyprinodon variegatus (sheepshead minnow), 815 nucleotides long. It is a transcript of the gene cdca9, whose product is annotated as borealin-2-like. NCBI's taxonomy places the organism in Eukaryota, Metazoa, Chordata, Actinopteri, Cyprinodontiformes, Cyprinodontidae. The coding region runs from base 7 to 783 and encodes 258 amino acids. Gene Ontology annotation, biological process: mitotic sister chromatid segregation. Gene Ontology annotation, cellular component: chromosome, centromeric region; chromosome passenger complex; spindle midzone. The record is from RefSeq and is a predicted model, not a curated record. The transcript has 10 exons.
GAAGAGAUGCCGAGGCGACGGACGAAAGAUCAAGGAGGCACUGAAAACAAACAGCAGCUAAGUCGUGAAAUGCGGCGAAAGAAACUGGCCCUUUUUAUCCAACAGUUUGAGAAAGAAGCACAGGACCGCCUUAACGACCUGGAGUCCAGAAUGGAGGAUUUGCUGGCAACAACAGAUAAAUUGUUUAAAGUGGAGCUGAUGAAGAUGCCUCCUUCUCUUCAAAACACUCUUAUACGAGACCUGAUAAGUGAGGAAGAAGCCUCAGCCAGUGAUGCAUCUAUAGCCAUGAAGAGUGAGUCCCUUGAAAUGACUCCUCCCCUCAGGCGAAACCACAGCAGAAGAUUAAAGUCGGCAGAUACUCCCCCAGUGUGUUCCAGCUCAGGCCAGAGGUCUUCCACUAGGAAUCCAAAGGUUGUUAAGGGCACCAGAAGUACUAGAAACCUAGUUGGAAGCAACAGCACUGGAAACCUCGUAGGUUCCUCAGUGAUGACCAAACGAGCACAGACUCGGCUAACGAGUCGUCAAACUGCAGAGCAGGCGGUACAGAAGCAGACCACACCUAAACUCAGGUCAGUUAUGUCUGCUGGGGAUAUUUUUUGUUCAAAGGGAGGAGCUGCAGCUCACAUCUCUGUGACGACGGCGCAGGGACAGAUGUUGAGUUUUUCUGAAGAGACGAGGGAUGAAAUUAACUUGGACCUGCUUGAUGACGUCGCUUGGUGCCAGAUUAAAAAGCUUUCGGGUCUGAUGGAGUAUUUAUCACGGCACCAUCGCAUUCAUCAAUGAAUAAAGAUGAAUGGGCAUUUUAAUUUACCUGC